Ananas comosus (pineapple) is the source of this 858-nucleotide messenger RNA. RefSeq names its product transmembrane emp24 domain-containing protein p24delta4-like. The record is from RefSeq and is a predicted model, not a curated record. Gene Ontology annotation, biological process: endoplasmic reticulum to Golgi vesicle-mediated transport; intracellular protein transport; Golgi organization. Gene Ontology annotation, cellular component: endoplasmic reticulum; Golgi apparatus; COPII-coated ER to Golgi transport vesicle. Lineage: Eukaryota; Viridiplantae; Streptophyta; Magnoliopsida; Poales; Bromeliaceae. Bases 42 to 710 code for a protein of 222 amino acids. The transcript has 4 exons.
GUUCCUGUCGCGUUGGGCUCGCGAGGGAGAGACGAGGAGAGAUGAGCCCCGGCGCGGCGAUGCGGCGGCGGAGAGCUGGAGCGGCGGCGCCGGCGGCGGUGGCGGUGGCGGUGGCGGCACUGUGGUCGGCGUGGGGAGUGGGGGCGGUGUGGCUGGACCUGCCGGCGACGGGGGUGAAGUGCGUGUCGGAGGAGAUCCAGCCCAACGUCGUCGUCCUCGCCGACUACGCCGUCAUGUCCCAGGACUACUCCCACGGCCACCCCACCGUCUCCGUCAAGGUUACAUCGCCAUAUGGAAACACUCUACAUCACAACGAAAAUGCCACAAUAGGCCAAUUUGCAUUCACAACGACAGAAGCUGGCAACUACCUGGCAUGUUUCUGGAAAGAUAGCACAGAAAAAGUAACGACAACGAGUGUUAAUCUUGAUUGGAAGAUUGGGAUUGCAGCAAAGGACUGGGAUUCUGUUGCUAGGAAAGAGAAGAUCGAGGGAGUCGAGCUAGAGCUGAGGAAAUUAGAAACAGCUGUUGAAGCCAUCCAUCAUAACUUGUUGUACCUCAAAACCAAGGAAGCAGAGAUGAGGGAAGUGAGCGAGAGGACCAAUGCCAGGGUUGUGUGGUUCAGUAUUUUGUCGCUCGGUGUUUGCAUUGCAGUUUCUGUCUUGCAGUUGUGGCACCUGCAGCGGUUCUUUCAAAAGAAGAAACUUAUUUAGAUUUUCUUUUUUUUCUCGAUAACGUAGGCUACUACUCUAGCAUUGUAUGUUGUUUAGAUUUCCUUUUUAUCUCGAUAACGUUGGCUACUCUAUCAUUGUAUGUUACAAUUGAGGCUAUUUAGAAUUUUGUUAUCUGUACAUCAAACAA